CGACUUUGGUUUGUAACAAAACAAAAAAAAAAAAGGAAAAAUCAACUCGACUUUUGGCACCAGAAACAGCACCGGCAGCGCCACCACCGUGCACCUCCGUCCGUCCGUCUCUUUUCUGGACAGGAAGCGAGAUCUUUCGGCUCGGCUCGAAGGCCUUAAUGUUUACUAGGGUUUCUUCUUCGAACAGGCUUCAUCGCUCUCUCGCCCCUUGACCCUUGCUCUGAUUGAAGGAAGAGGCGGAAUCGGUGGACCAUAGAUUCUCGAUUAUUCUCUUCUCCGUCUUCUUAGCUUUCCCGUUAUGUGGUAUGAGAGAGAAAGAGGUCAAGACGCCAGAGAGGGUGGAGAGAUACGGAUGCACGGGGGCUGCUUCUGGAAAGAGGAGGAGACCGAGGUAGAGUGCGGGUGGGUUUGUGGGUGCGCUGGGUCACGGGCGUGGCCUGACAUGGUGGUGGGCGUCGAUCUCACAGUUUACUUCGUCCCUCUUUGCGAGUGGCACCCGCUCUUAGUUGGCUUGUAGCACCCAACCCCUUCCCCGGCUCCUUCUUACAGGACUUUGGAAACUGCAAGAUUUUCAGUUCCAGACAUUCAAACACGCAUCAGGCCUCCUGCCAUUAUAUUUGUUCUCUGAUUUUGGAGGUACUGCAUCUGUUGUGAUAUCUGUCACAUCUUGAACCUGACAGAAAUGGACUGCUGUGGCUGUGGUUGCUUCGGAUUUUUGAGGAAGCUCCAUCAAUGUCUAAUUUCAUUCCGAGGCUCUGGCACUCGGUUCUCCCGGGAGCUCCUGCUGCCAGAUAACAUGGAAGGUGCUGAUGGCACCUUUUACAAUGGAGACAGUACAAAUCCAAGCGACGGUGGUUCAUACCGGUCAGUUAAGUGUUCUGAAGAAAUCCUCUUGUCAAGAGCGCGAAAUGGCUUGAUAUGCAGGGAAGUCCCAGUAAAGGAAACUAGGAACGUUAUACUCUCUGAGGAUGAAAAUGGAAAUAAAAUGGUUAAUGAAUAUGUUCGAGAGUGCAAGAUUGGUUCUGGUAGUUAUGGGAAAGUGGUGCUUUACCGAAGCAUUAAAGAUGGGAAACAAUAUGCAAUCAAGGUUUUCCACAAGUCACAUUUGUUAAAGAUGAGAGUGGCACCAUCAGAAACAGCCAUGACUGAUGUUCUUAGGGAGGUAUCCAUCAUGAAAAUGCUGGAUCAUCCCAAUAUAGUUAAUCUCAUUGAGGUGAUUGAUGACCCAAACACAGAUCACUUCUACAUGGUUCUAGAAUACGUGGAAGGGAAGUGGGUAUGUGAGGGUACUGGUUUAGGAGAAAGUACUUCUAGAAGAUACUUGCGGGACAUAGUUGCAGGUCUUAUGUAUCUCCAUGCUCAUAAUAUUGUCCAUGGGGAUAUUAAACCUGAUAACCUCUUGGUGACAAGCAACGGCAAAGUGAAAAUAGGAGAUUUCAGUGUUAGCCAGGUUUUUGAGGAUGAUAAUGAUGUGCUCCGGAGAUCUCCAGGCACUCCUGUUUUCACUGCACCAGAAUGCUGCUUAGGUUUAACCUACCAUGGUAAAGCUGCUGACACAUGGGCUGUAGGUGUCACUUUGUAUUGUAUGGUUUUGGGUCAGUAUCCAUUUCUCGGGGAUACACUGCAGGACACUUAUGACAAGAUUGUUAAUAACCCAUUGUUCAUGCCGGAUGACAUCAAUCCGGAAUUGAAGAACUUGUUGGAAGGGCUUCUUUGUAAAGAUCCCAAACAUCGGAUCACCUUGCAUGCUCUAGCAGAGCAUCCUUGGGUGAUUGGAGAAGAGGGGCCAAUCCCUGAAUACUUGUGCCGAUGCAGGCGAAUAUCUUCUGCACGAAAGAACCAGUGAGGAAUGUUAAUUUGAAUUUGUUUUGGAAAUGGCUCUCCACAGUGGUGAAGCUAUAGUGGAUUCACCUGGGAGAAUUAAAACAUUAUUAAACUAUGUAAAUGAGAGCUUUUUGGUGUAGACAUAGCUAAAGUGAUGUGGUAGGAAUAUUAGUGUGACACCUGUAUGAAUAUCUUUUUUUGGUUAACUUCUCUUUGUAUUAUAUCUUAAUUUACUGGCCGAGAGAGAGGAGAGUUGUUUAAAAAUUGCUUGUUUCUUAGCUUCAAUGGGGAGACAAGGUGUGAGAUUGCGAAAGAAAACGAGAGUAUAUUAAAUUGAAAGGAUUGUGUGUGAUGAAGUCAUGCAUCAACUGAAA
Molecule: messenger RNA, 2198 nt
Organism: Elaeis guineensis (African oil palm)
Lineage: Eukaryota; Viridiplantae; Streptophyta; Magnoliopsida; Arecales; Arecaceae
Product: serine/threonine-protein kinase GRIK2
Biological process (GO): intracellular signal transduction; protein phosphorylation
Cellular component (GO): cytoplasm
Molecular function (GO): ATP binding; protein serine/threonine kinase activity
Source: RefSeq, a predicted model, not a curated record